This is a messenger RNA of Canis lupus familiaris (dog), 5831 nucleotides long. It is a transcript of the gene PEX1, whose product is annotated as peroxisomal biogenesis factor 1. The transcript has 28 exons. Gene Ontology annotation, cellular component: cytosol; peroxisome; peroxisomal membrane. Gene Ontology annotation, biological process: protein import into peroxisome matrix. The record is from RefSeq and is a predicted model, not a curated record. NCBI's taxonomy places the organism in Eukaryota, Metazoa, Chordata, Mammalia, Carnivora, Canidae. Gene Ontology annotation, molecular function: ATP binding; ATP hydrolysis activity; calcium ion binding. The coding region runs from base 1337 to 5587 and encodes 1416 amino acids.
UCCCGGAUCCGGGGAUCACACACUGAGCCGAAGGCAGACGCCCAACUGCUGAGCCACCCAGGCAUCCCUAGUUAAGUGUUUUAAAUACCAUAAGAGUGUCCUGAAUUUAGUUUAUCCAAAGGGUAGAUGUAUUGCUUCAGUCAAGGUGUGCUAAAAGCCUGCUGUCUAAUAUUCUUUCAUUUGAUGAAGAACAGUAGACUAGCCUCAGAGAAAUUGAGACCGUUACUCUUCAAACUUAAAGUGACAGGUUUCACUCUUUUAAAACAUUGCUGGUAUUCAACUAAAAUUCAAUGAACAUUCAUCUGGUAUUUCCUAAAGAAAAGUUCAGAAAAGCUUUUUUGUCCCAGUUGUAUUUGCUUUAUUUUAAAACUCUUAUUUAAAAUUUGUAUGAAUAUAGUGUCCUAAACUCUAAAAAUCAGUUUAGUACAUUUUCUUGCCUUACCAUAGUGAAAGUUAGCAAACGUAGACUAGGAGAUGUUUGUUCUCUGUAUUAGGAUUGGGCAGUAAACAAGAGUUAGAACAGUUUUUGUUUUGGCCACUUUUUGCAUGGCCUCAGCAUGCUUUCUUACCAGUCAGUGAGGGGUACAAGUGUGGCUUUACAUUUCUCUAGGACCUCCCAGACUGAAGUCUCUCUUUGGUGAUCAUGAGAGUACUUAGAGUUUUUAUUUUUUAACUUUUUAAAAAGAAUUUAUUAGGCGUAGAGAGCAUGCAUGAGCAAGGGGAGGGACAAAGGGAAAGAAUCUGAAGUAGACUUCCCACCAAGUAUGGAACCCAUCGCAGCGCUCGAUCCCACAACCCCAAGAUCAUGACCUGAGGUGAAACCAAUAGCUGGACACCCAACUGACUGAGCCACUCAGGUACCCAUUAGUUAGAGUUUUUAAAGGAGGUUAUAACCUUUGAAGGAGCUAUUUAUAGCCUGGAAAAAAUAUUUUAUUUCGGUGUUAAAAUAAAGCCUUGAUAAUCUUACUUAAUUCUCAAUUAGGUAUUCAGGUAGGAAGGAAACAUUUUCAACCAUACAGUUUGUGCUAAGGAAAAAUAAAUGAAGUACCAUCUAAAGUGGUGGUUAGCCCGACAAAAACCAUAAAUGUUGGAAUUGCUGUAGAUAUUUCAAAUCCCAAUAACAUUAAUGAAAUUACUGCAUUUAUAUUGGGUGGUAACAACCUUGCUGCAUAUUUUUCCAAUCACUUGAGAAACUUCUGUGUUUGGUUGCUGGAAUGUUGCCAUGGUCACAUUCUUUGGGCAUAGAGUAGUGAACUGUGGAAUCAGUGGCAACCCAGGACAUGCAGGGUGGAACUAGGGUGUUAGAAUUCUGCAGUGUGUUGAAGCCUCACUUAGCAUGGACCAGAAGACUAUGAAGAAACUGGUGGAAUCCAUCAGUAAUACUGUCAAGAACUUCAAAAAAAGUGAAGUAGAGUGUCUCAUAAGACUUUUUCACAGCUUGGUGGAAAGAGCUAAUGUAAGACUUAAUAACUUCGGACUAGAUCGUAAUGCAUUUCGAGCGAUCCUGCACAGCGUAUUUGGAAUGACUGAUGAUAUGCUUAUGAAUAGGGUAUUUUUUGCAUUUGACAAAGACAAUGAUAACUGCAUAAAUGCCAAAGAGUGGGUUAAAGGAUUAUCGGUGUUUCUUCGAGGGACUUUUGAAGAAAAGCUUAAGUUCUGUUUUGAAGUUUACUAUUUGAACGGUGAUGGUUACAUUUCUCAAGAAGAGAUAUUUGACAUGUUGAAGAACAGUCUGCACCAACAGUCAUCUGAGGAAGAGACUGAUGAAGGAAUAAGAGAGUUGGUAGAUAUAACACUGAAGAAAAUGGAUUAUGACAAUGAUGGCAAGAUAUCUUUUGCAGACUUUGAGAAAGCAGUAAAAGAAGAUAAACUUUUGUUGGAAGUGUUUGGACCAUGUUUACCAGAAGCAAAGAAUCAAGCUAUAGAAGUAGCCUGGGGUCACCAACCUGCAUUCCUGAGCUGGGUGGAAGGCAGGCAUUUUAGUGAUCAAGGCGAAAAUGUGGCUGAAAUUAAUAGACACGUUGGUCAGAAACUUGGACUCUCAAAUGGGGACCAGGUGUUUCUUAAGCUGUGCUCCCAUGUGGUAUCCUGUCAACAGGUUGAGGUGGAACCCCUCUCAGCAGAUGACUGGGAGAUACUGGAGCUGCAUGCCGCUUCCCUUGAACAGCAUCUUCUGGAUCAAAUUCGAAUAGUUUUUCCAAAAGCCAUUUUUCCUGUUUGGGUUGAUCAACAAACUUACAUAUUUAUCCAAAUUGUUGCACUAAUGCCAACUGCUGCCUAUGGAAGGCUGGAAACUGACACUAAACUCCUUAUUCUGCCAAAGACCCGCCAAGCCAAGGAGAAUACAUUUUCCAAAGCAGAUGAUGCACAUGGGAAAUUUAAUAAUUUUGGAGAAGACCAAAAAGGAUUGACAGUUACUGGGUCUAAUGAGACAGAUUCAGAGGUUACAGCUGACUCACCAUCCAUGCCAAGCUUAUGGACUCUGAUAGGAAGCAUUUUUUCUUUUGGGUCUGAGAAGAAACUGGAGAUGUCCUGGGGUUUAACUGAAAUGAAUGCAUUCAAAAACAUGCAGUCCAAAGUUGUUCCUCUAGACAAUAUUUUCAGAGUGUGCAAAUCGCAGCCUCCCAGUGUGCAUAAUGUAACGGCGACUUCAGAGUUUCACAAACACUAUGCUGUUCACAUAUUUCCAUGGGACCAGGAAUAUUUUGAUGUGGUGCCCAGCUUUACUGUGACCUAUGGAAAGCUAAUUAAGCUACUUUCUCCAAAGCAACAGCAAAGUAAAACAAAGCAAAAUGUCCUGUCACCUGAAAAAGAGAAGUCAAUGCCAGAACCACUAGAUCAAGAACCAGGCACCUCAGGCUACAGUCAAGAAGCUAAGGCCUGUGUGCUACAAGUCAUCUGGAAUGGACUUGAGGAAUUGAAGAAUGCCAUAAAAUACACCAAAACUGUAGAAGCUCUUCAUCUUGGGAAAGUCUGGAUUCCAGAUGACCUGAGAAAGAGACUAAAUAUAGAAAUGCAUGCAGUAGUCAGAAUAACUCCAGUGGAAAUUACCCCUAAAAUUCCAAGAUCUCUAAAGUUACAACCUAGAGAAAACUUACCUAAAGAUGUAAGUGAAGAAGAAGUAAAAACUGCGUUCUCUUCAUGGCUACAGCAGUGUACUACUACCACACUUCCUUUGAUAAUAUCAGAGGAAGAACAUAUUAAGCUGAGAAUGAAAGAUGGGUUAAAGGAGUUUUCUCUAAAUGUAGUUCAUUCUUGGGAAAAAGACAAAGAAAACAUUUUUUUGUUGAGUACCAAUCUGCUGCGGAAGACCACAAUACAAGUCCUUCUAGAUCCUAUGGUAAAAGAAGAAAACAGUGAGGAAAUUGACUUUAUUCUUCCUUUUUUAAAGCUGAACUGCUUGGGAGGAGUGAAUUCCUUAGGUGUAUCCUCCCUGGAACACAUCACCCAUAGCCUCCUGGGACGCCCUUUGUCUCGACAGCUGAUGUCCCUAGUGGCAGGACUUAGAAAUGGAGCCCUUUUAUUCACAGGAGGAAAGGGCAGUGGAAAAUCAACUUUAGCCAAGGCAAUCUGUAAAGAAGCAUCUGACACAUUGGAUGCCCAUGUGGAGGUGGUUGGCUGUAAAGCUUUACGAGGAAAAAGGCUUGAAAACAUACAGAAAACUGUGGAGCUGGCUUUCUCCGAGGCAACAUGGAGGCAGCCUUCUGUGAUUCUGCUGGAUGACCUCGACCUCAUUGUGGGUGUGCCUGCUGCUCCAGAGCAUGAGCAUGGCCCUGAGGCUGUGCAAAGCCAGCGGCUUGCACAUGCUUUGAGUGAUAUGAUGAAAGAGUUUAUUUCCAUGGGAAGUUUGGUUGCAGUGAUUGCCACAAGCCAGUCUCAACAUUCUCUGCAUCCUUGGCUUGUCUCCGCUCAAGGAAUUCACAUAUUUCAGUGUGUCCAACAUAUUCAACCGCCUAAUCAGGAGCAAAGAUGUGAAAUUCUGCAUAAUGUAAUAAAAAAUAAACUGGACUGUGAUAUAAAUAGGUUCACUAACCUUGACCUCAAACGUAUAGCUAAAGAAACUGAAGGGUUUGUGGCUAGAGAUUUUACAGUGCUCGUGGAUCGAGCCAUUCAUUCUCAUCUCUCUCAUCAGAGGAUAACCACCAGGGAAGAAUUAGUUUUAACAACGUUGGACUUCCAAAAGGCUCUCCAAGGAUUUAUUCCUGCCUCUCUGCGAAAUGUCAACUUGCAUAAACCAAGGGACCUGGGCUGGGAUAAGAUUGGUGGAUUACAUGAAGUUCGGCAGAUACUCUGGGAUACUAUCCAGUUACCAGCCAAGUACCCAGAACUGUUUGCAAACUUGCCCAUACGACAGAGAAUGGGGGUACUGUUGUAUGGUCCUCCUGGAACAGGGAAGACCUUACUAGCUGGAGUAAUUGCCCGAGAGAGUGGAAUGAAUUUCAUUAGUGUCAAGGGGCCAGAGUUACUCAGCAAAUACAUUGGAGCAAGUGAACAAGCGGUUCGGGAUAUUUUUAUUAGAGCUCAGGCGGCCAAGCCCUGCAUUCUUUUCUUUGAUGAAUUUGAAUCUAUUGCUCCUCGAAGAGGCCACGAUAAUACAGGAGUUACAGAUCGUGUGGUUAACCAGUUGCUGACUCAGUUGGAUGGGGUGGAAGGCUUACAGGGUGUUUAUGUGUUGGCUGCUACUAGUCGCCCUGACUUGAUCGACCCCGCCCUGCUUAGGCCUGGCCGACUCGAUAAAUGUGUAUACUGUCCUCCUCCUGAUCAGGUGUCCCGUCUUGAAAUUUUAAACGUUCUCAGUGACUCUCUACCUCUGGCAGAUGAUGUGGACCUCCAGCAUGUGGCGUCAGUAACCAACUCCUUCACGGGAGCUGAUCUGAAAGCUUUACUUUACAACGCCCAGUUAGAGGCCGUACAUGGGCGGCUGCUGUCCUGUGGGCUGCAAGAUGGAAGUUCUAGCUCUGAUAGUGACCUGAGUCUGUCUUCAAUGGUUUUCCUUAACCACAGCAGUGGCUCUGACGAUUCAGCGGGAGAUGGGGAAUGUGGCUUGGAGCAGUCCCUUGUUUCUCUAGAGAUGUCCGAGAUGCUUCCAGAUGAAUCGAAAUUCAAUAUGUACCGGCUCUACUUUGGAAGCUCUUAUGAAUCAGAACUUGGAAACGGAACCUCUUCUGACUUGAGCCCACAGUGCCUGUCUGCACCAAGCUCCACAGCGCAGGACUUUUCCGGAGUUGCUGGGAAAGAGCAGUCAUCUUCCCGGCCUCCAGUGUUGAGAACAGCUUCCCAGGAGGGUUACCAAGAACUGACCCAGGAACAGAGAGAGCAGCUGCGGGCCGACGUCAGUGUCAUCAAAGGCCGAUACCAGAGCCAGAGCGGAGAGGAGGACUCCCUUCACCAGCCAGGCCCAGUCAAAGCCAGUCUGGCUAUUAGCCAGUCUCAUUUAAUGGCUGCUCUGAGUCACACAAGGCCAUCCAUUAGCGAAGAUGACUGGAAGAAUUUUGCUGAACUGUAUGAAAACUUUCAAAAUCCAAAGAAGAGAAAAAAUCAAAGUGGAACAAUGUUUCGACCUGGACAGAAAGUAACUCUAGCAUAAAAUAGGCUUGUGAUUUUGUUUUUUUCUGGCUUGUUCCCAUGAUAUAACAGUAAAAAUGGUGUCUAUAAAUUUAUAGAUUAACUUAAUUUGUUAAAAAGAAAAUCACAGAUUGGUAAACCUCUGGUUAUGUAAUAAUCAGGAUUACUUGAAAUUCAUAUGGUAGAAUUGGGAUAUUUAUAACAGAUUCUGUAUCUUAUUUCCUAUAAAUCUAAAUUAAAUCCUUAGUGAAAUAAUAUUGACCAAA